UGGUGGUUUCCUAAGAAGCUUCUAAGUUGUUUUGGCUAAAAUAAAAUCAGGUAGAGGGAAUUGCAAGAACCCCUAACCCGAAGUCUGCAUCUCUUCUGAUCAUGGCUCACUUUGGCCGAGCAGGACCUCCCGACAUUAAAGACAGUUAUUCUUUGCUCGUUCUCAACAUCACUUUUCGUACAACUGCAGACGAUCUCUAUCCUCUGUUUGACCGAUAUGGAAAGGUUGUGGACAUUUUUAUUCCAAGAGACAGGAGGACUGGGGAUUCUAGAGGAUUUGCUUUUGUUCGUUAUAAAUAUGCAGAUGAGGCUGAAAAGGCAAUUGAAAGGCUUGAUGGAAGGAAUGUUGAUGGGAGGGAUAUUGUUGUGCAGUUCGCAAAAUAUGGGCCAAAUGCAGAAGUAAUUCGUAAAGGAAGGCUAACUGAGGAACCUCCUACCUCUAAGAGGCACAGAAGUCGCAGUCCGCGGCGGUCCAGCAAAAGAGUCAAUGACGACUAUAGAUAUCGAGAUUAUAGGAGGCGAAGUAGAAGUCGUGAUAGACAUGACAAUCACAGGUAUCAGGAAAAAGAACGAGAAUAUCGCCGUCGGAGUCUGAGCCACAGUGCUAGUCCUCGCAGCCUGAGUAGAAGUCGAAGUAGGGACACAAAUGAUGGCAGAACGAAACGGUCCCGAAGUCGUUCUGUGGACAGUCGUUCCCCAGUUCGGCACAGUCGAUCUCAUAGGAGUCUCACACCGCAGCGUCACGUUCCAGAUAAAUCUAGCCCUUCGACAGUUAGGUCCCCUGCACCUGCAAGUUUGUCACCGAAUGCACGGAAUAAAUCUCCAAAACCACCAAGUAUGUCUCCUAGCAAUUCAGGUGCUUAAAUAACUUCAUGCUACUGCAGAAUGGAGUUGGUGCUUAAAUGACUCCAUGCUACUGCAGAAUGGAGUUUGUUGCUCUGUACAAAUGUUGAAUUUUAAUAUUACACAUUGAAUUCUGGCUUUAUGUUGAAAUUAAUUUAUUUUUCCUGUGCAGGAUAGUCAUCUAGUUAAAACUGUUGUAGAUCAAGGUAGGCUCAUAUACCAGCGGAGUAUUAAUGCGUGUUAAAUUUUAUUCUCAAUGUCUUGAUGACAUCCUCUUGUGUGAAUAAGCGACACAUUAUGUGUUUGAUGUUUGAGGAGUUUUUAUUGUCGGAUGGAUAAUUGAUUUCUUGGAUUUUCUAACGUAUAUGGGUUAUAAUUGUUCGGCAUUGCUGGGUUGCUUACUUGAGGGGGUGCAAAUUGAUGGCUUAUGACAAAAUUCAUCAUGCUUCCCUAUAGGCUGAUCAUUUAUUAACUGGAAGUAACAAGUUUACCUCAUUUUAUUUUUUUGCUUUCUCAAUUUUCGAGAUAUAUAUUCCAAUCUGUGUUUAUUGAA
Messenger RNA from Cryptomeria japonica (Japanese cedar), 1395 nucleotides. Its product is annotated as serine/arginine-rich splicing factor SC35. The record is from RefSeq and is a predicted model, not a curated record. Lineage: Eukaryota; Viridiplantae; Streptophyta; Pinopsida; Cupressales; Cupressaceae. The transcript has 7 exons. Gene Ontology annotation, molecular function: RNA binding. Bases 102 to 863 code for a protein of 253 amino acids.